CAAUCACCUCUUCUUCUUUUUUCAAGAAUUAAUUUCUAAUUAUUUUUUGAAAAAGAAAAGAGUAGAGAAAAUGCCAGGAAUCGCAAUCGGCCGUUUCGAUGACUCGUGCAGCGCCGCCUCCAUUAAGGCAUACGUCGCCGAGUUCAUCUCCACCUUGCUCUUCGUCUUCGCUGGCGUCGGCUCCGCCAUCGCUUUCAACAGUUUGACGGCGAACGCUGGUCUCGACCCGGCCGGGCUGGUGGCCAUCGCUAUCGCCCAUGCUUUCGCUCUGUUCGUGGCUGUCUCCAUCGCCGCCAACAUCUCUGGCGGACACGUCAACCCCGCCGUCACCUUCGGCUUGGUUGCCGGUGGCCAGCUGACCGUCAUCACCGGAGUUUUCUACUGGAUUGCUCAGCUUUUGGGCGCCGUUGUUGGUUCCUUCCUUCUCUCCUAUGUCACCGGCGGUUUGGCUAUUCCGAUCCACGGUGUCGGAGCCGGAGUCGGAGCCAUCCAGGGCGUCGUGUUCGAGAUCAUCAUCACCUUUGCCCUCGUCUACACCGUCUACGCCACUGCUGUGGACCCCAAGAAGGGCUCAUUGGGAACCAUCGCUCCCAUCGCCAUCGGUUUCAUUGUUGGCGCCAACAUCUUGGCCGCCGGCCCAUUCUCCGGCGGCUCCAUGAACCCUGCUCGCUCUUUCGGCCCCGCCGUUGCUGCUGGAGACUUCACCGGCCACUGGAUCUACUGGGUGGGUCCACUCAUCGGCGGCGGCCUUGCCGGAGUCGUCUACAGCAACUGCUACAUCCACCACGAGCACGCACCACUCGCUAGCGAGUUCUAGAUUUGUUUUGUUUUUGCUUUUGUAAUUUCACAUUUGUUUGUGGCAUGAAAAGUUUGUAAUUUCUAUUGUAAUAAAAGGAAUAGGGGAGGGGAAAUGUAUUUUUCUCUUUUUCUUUCCUUUUUAUUUUAAAUUUUUUAAAUGAUUGGAGAAAUUUGGUGGGCUGUUUGAAGAUGUAAAUGCAAUUUCUUUUUGUAAUGAUGUGGUUUUUCUGAAAAAUAUUGUGAAUUAAAUGUUGUUUAUUUCC
This is a messenger RNA of Salvia hispanica, 1061 nucleotides long. RefSeq names its product aquaporin TIP2-1-like. NCBI's taxonomy places the organism in Eukaryota, Viridiplantae, Streptophyta, Magnoliopsida, Lamiales, Lamiaceae. Gene Ontology annotation, biological process: transmembrane transport; water transport. Gene Ontology annotation, molecular function: water channel activity. The record is from RefSeq and is a predicted model, not a curated record. Gene Ontology annotation, cellular component: membrane.